Messenger RNA from Strongylus vulgaris, 231 nucleotides. NCBI's taxonomy places the organism in Eukaryota, Metazoa, Nematoda, Chromadorea, Rhabditida, Strongylidae. The record is from the annotation of a GenBank genome assembly.
AUGUCGAUAGAGAUCAAGCCAGGCAUGCAUGUACUGAUUACUGGCCCAAACGGAUGUGGGAAAAGCUCGUUGUUUCGAUUACUUGGUGGACUUUGGCCAGUGUAUCGCGGUAGAGUGAAGAGGCCAUUUGUGGAUCGCAUGUACUACAUUCCACAACGCCCUUAUAUGACUCUUGGCACUUUACGGGAUCAGGUUAGACCUUGGCUAGUUCAAUUUCGAAUAAAGUGGUAA